Molecule: messenger RNA, 1644 nt
Organism: Cuscuta epithymum
Lineage: Eukaryota; Viridiplantae; Streptophyta; Magnoliopsida; Solanales; Convolvulaceae
Source: the annotation of a GenBank genome assembly
UUCUCAUACUCUGUAUUUAUUAGCAUGCGUAUAUGGAUCGGAAGUACACAUCACACAUCCCCUUACAACCAAGAAUAUCAGCAGAAAGGGCUUUCCAGGCAAUAAAUUGAAGUCCUGACAUUGCCUUAUGCUUGUCUCUCAGCUUAUUCCUAAACAGGAUAAUCCACCACAACAGUUUUACCCAAAAAGGUAAAAUAGUCAAUAACAGUUCGGUUGAUACAAUGUAAUGUCUGUACAUACUAAGCUUGUGAUAAUGGCGUCAUUAUGAACUUUUCCCUAGUUAGAAAUGAAAGAUACUACGUACUUACAGUCUUACAAAGUUACAAUAGAAGAAGACUCAGGAAGAUUUUUUACUACUAGGGGUGGGCAAGAAUCUUGAUCGCAUUGUCUCAUUCCGUUUGGGACAAUUUUGUCCCAAACCGGUCCUGUACAGUUUCAUUGUCUCGUUUGUAAUGAAUAUAUAGUUUUUAGCGCGUGAGUACUAGUUUGUAGUGCCAACUCAAAAACUAAGUAAUAGUAUGAUUUUCGGAAAUGUAUUUCUUCGUCUUUAUUUCAAAAGUAAUUUAUCUUCACAUAACAAUAUCAUAAAUUCUUAAGCAAUCCCCAACUCUUUAAAAGAUCAAAAAAUCAGAUUUUUUGAAUAAAACUCGGAUUUUCCAAAACAACCUGUAUUGACAACUUUUGCAAAAACCUUUGUCUAAUAGAGUUUGUUUGGUGGAAGAGCGGAAGAGCCUACGCUAUGUAGGGUUUUUGUGCCGCCAUAUGUGCGGAUCGUUUUUGUGGCAGAAGUUUUGCUCUGAUUUCUUCUUUAAUUCAGUUUUGUUCUCCUUUUGAUUACCCGGCAGUAGAAGAGAGCAAUAGUCGGGUGGGGUAGUUUCACCCUGCCGGUUGGAGCUUGGGGCCUGGGUCAUCUUCUCUUAAUGCUAAUAAUGUCAAUAGCGUUCAACGUAGUUGAAGGUCGUUGCAGAUCUGUGUCCGCUAGGAUUGCCAGGUUUGAUUUUCAUAUGCUUGUUCUGGCUGUUUUGGCCUUGUUGUCGGCUGGGACGAAUGUGCCAUCACCAGUGGUGGUUCCGAGUGGAUCAUUGGUGGUGUUUGAUCCAGGUGGAACACCGGAGAUUUGGCGAUUCAUGGAAGGGGCAAAUUUGAAAUCUAAUAAGGUGGUCGAGGGAUUGGCACACCUGAUUUGGUCGCCUCAGGUGGUGGAGGAAGAAGAUGACAUGAGGAAGCUUCGCCCCCCUCCUGAACCGCCGCCACGGAGGAAUUGCGCGAGUAGGGUUUGGAAGAAUGUUUCAUUAGUUAUUACUUGUUAUUUUCAGUCCAAUUUGGUUUUUCCUUUUCGUGUUUUGCUAUUUUACGUAGUUCUGUUUUUUAGUAAUCUCUUUAGUUUUAGGACUAAAAUAAGGAGGGACGAUUCUGCUAGAUAUUGUAUUGUUAUAAGGAUCGAUAUAGCCAGUGAGUACUGGAUACCCGUUUGGUGGUUAGCGAUUCGUAUCGCUCUUUCAAGGAUGGUCGUUUCUAUGUCUAGCCGUAGGUAGGGUUGUAAACGAAUCGAAUCGAGUCGAAUAAUGAGAUUUUGUAUUUGUAUUUGUUUAAUUUUUUCGAAUACGAAUUCGAAUUCAAAUAUGAAACGAAUAUUAAUUUCGA